CAGAGUUAGCUACUUUUUUAUUUUUUUAUUAUUAUUUUCUUAAGCUAAAUCUGUGUUUGAUGGUUAAAACGUUUUUAACUAAUAUGUGGGGCAUAAAUAUCUUUAGUUCCUAUGCCAAAUAGGAGUUGGAUAUAGGCUUUUUUAACUCAUUCAGGCGUUUCUUGCAUUUUCCCCUUGUUUUCAGUGAAAUUUUACACUAUGCUGUGUAAGCAGUUUUUCUUUAGAAUUGCACCAACGUUACAAGUGUUUUUUUUAUCAGUUAAAGUCUGCACUUUUUUCUAUGAAUAAAACAUGAAUCACUGUAAUUAUUUAAUUUUAUUUUUAAAUGAGUGUACAUUUUGUCAGAAAAGGCGCAAAUACUACUAGUCCACUAAAGUCAAUAGAGGUUUUAGAAGAACAACCUGCCAUGCUAAACAUUAAUGAAAUAUUUCUUUUCAUUUAAGUGAGUUGUGAGUUGCUCAACCAGAUGCUGGCCAUGAACUUUUGUUUAUUGUAAAUCAUUAAACCAGUUCAAGUUGACUUUCUGCCUCUGAAUACAUGCUUCACAUUUUUUAGAUCUCUGAUGUACUAACACACUGUAAUUUGUCAUCAAAGACGAUAAAUAAUGGUUUCCUGACUUUUUAAUAAGUCUAACUGUGCAGCUGUUCUCGCAUUAAAGAGCCGGAGCUGAUCCUCCCCUUUGCAGUUAAAGUCUUGUAUCUGCUCCGCCACAGUUCAAGCAGAAUGCGCAACCACUUCAGAGUGCUUGGCUGAACCUGUGAAAGCAAGCAAAGUGACAUUCCUGUCACCAUCAGGCCUGAUUCAGCUGUGGGUGUAGCGCACUUUUUCCACUGCUGUCCUGCAGGUUUGCUGCCUUGUUCAAGUUCGAGAGGUGUUGGCUUGGAUGAUUUUCUCUUGCUCUGCUGAUCUAAAAAAGUUCCUGUAAUGGGAGGGACGGUAAUUAGCAGUUAUUGAAGCUUUCACUAGGAAAGACCGGUACAUGUUUUGUCAACCAGGUUUUGUUUCCACAAAACGUGUGAAUGUGGGUGUUGAUGAUCAGGUUUUUCCUCAAUUGUCUUUAUGAAGUGUUCGUGUUAGCAGAUGAAAAAUGUUGUUCUCCAUAUUACCAUUCCCAUAAAGAUUUCUCUUGCGGACAGCUGCAGGUGUCUUCACAUUUAGGGAAGAUUUCCUAUUGUGAUGAUCUAAGGGGAUGUUAAAUGAGUGCUUCCUCUCCGAGAAGACUAAAAAUACCUUCUUGCACCAAUGUGAGAAGAGAAACUGCUCACAUCCCUAGCUCACAAGUAGAUUAUUCUUUCUUUUUAGUUCAUAUUUAAUGUGUUGACAUUGUGGGGAGUUUCCUUCCAGAAAAGAAAUCGUUAAGCUGAAUCAUAGAUAGAGCAGACAUCUAGUCACAGCUUCUUUAAAUUUACUUUUAAACUCGGCUCAAAAGUUCUUUUGUCAUUACAUUUUAACUAUGAAACUUUUGUGGAGAAAUACUUAAUAAUUUAUGUAGUAAUUCGUUUUUGGCCCAGACAUAGGGUUUACUCUAGAAAUAAUCUGAAGACCCACUGUGUGUUAGAUUUUUUUUAACUCUGGAAAUAAAAGUUCGCUUGGGCUAUGAAUAAAAAAAAAAAAAAAACAUCAAGAAGAGACAGAAAGGGUGACCUCGACAUACUUGACAAUUCCUCACCAGACUGAUUUUCUGUGAGAUUUGUAUAACAAAAAGAGCAGGUCCUGCACUCAUGUCGAAGAGUGGUACGUGGCCUGGGGGCGUUGCCAUGGAAUCCUUGAGCAAUAUGGACAGUGCAGGGAGCUGUGACAGUGUAAUCAGCAUGAACUCUGGCUACAGUGAUGACAGUAUGGAGCACCUAUCUGCAGAGGAGAGGGCGUGUCUCAUGUAUCUGGAAGAAACUAUUGAGGCGCUGGAAGUGCAGGAGGACAGCGGCUUAUCAAAUGACGAGCCAGAUGCUUUGUCAAAAGCAGAAAAAAAUGGAAUGGAUCAGAUCAGAGUAAACGAUACUUCCCGUUCAACGUCUGCUUCUGGAAGUCAUGGAAUAUUCUUGCCACUUGUUCAAGACACACCAGAUCUUGCACCUGCAACGAUAACCAUUCCUGGGAAAACUGAGCAAAACACUGUGAAUCAGACAUCUGAACUGUUAUCUGUUCCUGCUUCAAUGGCCAACUUGAAAGCUCCUAAAGCAAGGGACCUGGUGCUUCAGCCUGAUCCUGCUGGAUCACCUUCUGGUGAUAUAAUGGGACUAAGCACAGAGGCCUCUGAAAAUGAUCUGGAUAUAAUCCCUCCUCCCUCAGACUUCAUGGAUGAACCAGACACUUCUUCUCAUCCAGAGAAGGUGGAAGAUGUGCCUCCUCCUGCAGAAAUAUUCACUGAGCCAGAAGCAAUGGAGGACUUGCUACAUGCAGGAGAUCUUUCAAAGAAAAUUUCUGAGAGCUCCACUUUGACCAAAGCUCCUCCGACCAAACCUCCCCCUAUCACUAUUUCCAAUCCCCAAAUGAUUUCUUCUCCUGGGGUUCCUGACCCAAGGAGUCCACCUGCUGUGGCCCCAAAGCCAAAGAAGCUUCCUCCCAACAUUAUUUUGAAGUCACACAAAACAGCACCUGCUGGCUCUUCUGGAAAUUCAGGGCAUUCACUGUCCCCCAGCAAUGACAGGGUGUUUUUGGACCCUCAGAGGGUCCGAAUGGAGGCUCUCCGAAAACUCGGACUGCUUAAAAGCAACGAGGAAGAUGCAAACCCUUGUCUGAGCCCUAAACUUCCUCCCAAAACCAGACAGUCAUGGUCUGCUUCCACUCCUCCAAUCAGCCCAGCAACUGCUCAUACACCACCAAUGACACCAUGUUCACCAUGUUACACCCCUGUCAGCAGCCCCCCUCCGGCCAUUGUCCCCCUCCAGCCUGAAACACCUACCACCGUAUUGCCAUCAGCUACUUCUACCGCUCCUCCCAUUCAGGCAUCUAAUGUUCUCCCAGUACCUGCAGCUUUUAGAGACCCGACUGGACAUGGCCCUUUGAAUACCAGUAGUACCCCUCCUCUUACCCCUCCUGCGCCAGUCAAGAAGCUAACCACUCCAAAGGUCAUUGGCAUCAAGUCAGCCACCCUGGAGCGCUCUGGUUUGGGUCUAAGUACUUAUCUGACUCACCAAAGCUCAAUGGAGUCUGGUCAGAGCAUCAGUGGUGAUCAAAGCCCCAGGCAGCUGCGCAACAAUCGGCCACGUCCUUCGUCUCUGGGGAGUGGGAAAGAUUUUUCACAUGCCAAGAGGGAAGAUUUGCAGGCAGGCCACACCACUAGCAAAGAGCCAGAUUCUCAGAAGUCUUUAUCUGCCCAAACUGGCUUCCAGCAGUCCAGAGAGUCUGCCAAAUUACCCCGAUCACAAGGCAUCAGCGUGCUUAUCUGUCCUCGUUCAGAGAAUGGAGAGAACCGCCGCGAGGCUCUAAAGAAGCUGGGACUAAUCAGAGACUGAGCCGUAUCUUAAACCAUAGACUCUCUUACAUUACAAUAAAGGAACAUAUCAAAGGUUGAUACAGGACAGAGAAGGACUUUCCCAGUUUUGGGGAAGCAUUUUCACCACAAGCUUUUGCUUCUUCAUUUCUACUACAUUAGCUAUCAUGUGAUUGUCUUGCAUGACUUGAAUUCAAUGACUGUGACCACGCUUGCAUAUACACUUUAUAUGGCCAUAUUUAUAUAUCUCAUAAAAUAGGAAAUCAAGAACUUUCUGAAAGGACUUUCCUUAUGUGUCACUUUAGCUGUUUUUUUGUUUUUUUUUUAUAAAUUCUGUUACUUUUAAGAGUCACUGAUGACCCAUGUAGUCAUUUCAGAUAUAAACCUUAUCCACUUCAUGUUCUGCUUUUAUAUGUAGUUUGUUUAGAGGUAAAAUGAGUGACUUGGUUCCCCUCAUAGUUCUUAUCUUACAUUGAAAUGUCACUUUUGCUAACUUUGACUUCCUACACAUUUUUUAAUCUGACCAUUUGUCCCCCAAAGUUUCAUGUAAUUAUAAAAUGCUCUGCCUAUAUUAUAUCUGUCCAGUUUAAACUUUUUUUUUAAAGAUUAUGUCAUUGAAUUUACAAAAAUACAUUGCUGGAACAUACCUUUCUGUAACUUGAAGCAUGCAGAUCAUAAAGGAAAAGAAUCUGAAACAUGUGGCUUGCACAGAUGCACAAUGACCCACUCAAAAAGACUUGGAACCAUUUUACUCUUUAGCUACAGUAUGUGUCUUGAGUCAUUCUGGGUCUGUCUGGUGCAGGCUUCGCUGCCUACAAGGUGUCUAAAGAUCUUUUGUUUUGCAACAGACAUGUCUUUUGUUAUACUUACAAAAUUUUGGAAAAGUCAGCCCUCAUGUAUUAUGACAAAUCACACACUGGUUUUCUGGCUCAACUCCACUUUGUUUUUGUUUUGUUUUUUGUGCUUGUGUGUGUUUUUUUAUCUAAUAUGAUGGUGAGAGAACUGGUGCAACCUGUUUUUUUAGACUUUACUUAAUAUCCUCGCUGCUCCCAAUUGCUCUGUUACGACUCAUCUGCUUGUCUGGAAAGCAUUUAUUCUCUGCUGCAUGCUUUAAAAAAGAAAUAGGUUUGUUAUUUUCUGUUUUUGAUGUUCAGGUAAUGUGCUGGAUUUAUAAUUUAGUUAGUUACAGAAGAAACAACAGGGGUCUCAACCUCAUUUAUCUGGUUGUGGACACAAACAGCACUUUCUGGACAAUGUUGAAAAUGGCCAAACAAUUUAGAUGUGCUGUCCCUGGGAUAUUUUUUUCGUAGGUAUCUGUAUCCAGCAUCUCAUUUGUUUAUUUGUUUUGCAAAUAUUUUCAUACCUUCCUUUAAUUUUGUAUUUUGAACAUUUUUCCUAGGAAAAGCUAAACUAUGAUCACUAUCUGCUGGGGAAAUGUUUGUAACAUGAGCAAAGUGAAAAUGAUUUUAAUAUCGUUUUGAAUAUUUCCUGAUAUAAGAUAUAGAGAUAAGGCACAUUGGCAAAAUUCGUUGGCGAGAUGAAAAUACAUUAGAAAAGGUAACUGGUCUGUUUUUGUUAGUUUAGCUUGCAAGAAAAAUCUUUCGAAACAUGAAGAGGAGGCAGUUUGAGCUGUCAAACUAACACAGCUGGGUUUGAGCUGCUCUGUGGCAUGUUGGUAUAUGGGCUGUCUUUCCUUUCUGACAGCGACCUGAUGGAGGAAGUGUCAGUGACUGCAUCUGUCUAUCACUUUCACUGUUAUCAACAUAAACCUUACUGUUACCGUCAUAAGAUCAUCUGUUCUAACAAAGUGGCACAGAGACACUGCCAAGUCUGCUGUGGUUUAGGCAUAUUCAGCCUAUUCUGUUAUGAAUAACAUUCCAUCAUAGUUUGCAUAUUUCCUAAUGUGCAGUAUUCCAAUAAUAAACACUGUAGAAAGUGCAGUGACAACAUAAACCAAUAUAACUGCUAUAGAAUAUUAUAUAAUGUUGACAAGGAUUGCUGGCAAUCAACCAUUCCUUUCACAGUCUAUGCACAAUUAUUUAUCUGGUCAGUAUUAAGAAUAUAUAGAUUUCAGUGUGUAGAAUGUGGCCUAAAGUGAUAAACAGAAGCAGUACUAUGUAAGAUUCAAAAGUUUAAGAUUGGGCCAUUGAAUUCCUGAAGAUUUCUCAAAGGGUCAUUUAGUUCUAGUGGCACUUGGAAUAUGUUCAAACCACCAAUGGACAGAGCACCAUUCAACAGGGUGGAUGUACUGGUAUGGGCUGCUAUCAUUAAGGACUAGUUAGUUGGAUGUUUCUAGUUUAGUUUCUAGUUUCCCACACCUGCUACCAGUUUCUAAAAUAUACUUUUCUCAAGCAAUGAUGCUGAAAAUUGUUCACGACUUUAAAGGCCAUGAUGUCUAUGCAGGAUGACGUUCCAUCAUAUUCGUCCUCUCCUUGGCUACCCUACCAGUAAUGACUUCAAAGAUAACUUGGACACUUCCUCAACUGACUGAAUAUCAAACAUGGAAUGUGCAGUGAAAGGAGAAAAUGUACUUUUU
Messenger RNA from Melanotaenia boesemani (Boeseman's rainbowfish), 5969 nucleotides. RefSeq names its product specifically androgen-regulated gene protein-like. NCBI's taxonomy places the organism in Eukaryota, Metazoa, Chordata, Actinopteri, Atheriniformes, Melanotaeniidae. The record is from RefSeq and is a predicted model, not a curated record. Bases 1722 to 3455 code for a protein of 577 amino acids. The transcript has 4 exons.